AUGACAAAAGGUAGCUGGCUGGCGAUGGUCGCGGUGGUGGUGGUUGUCGGGGCGGUGAGAGGGUGGGACUGCGUCUGCAAUCCAAGGGAGUGUGAAGUGCUGGAGCCAAGCGGGUGUCCAGGAUUGGGGAUUGUCGUAUGGGAUCCUUGCAGAUGCUGUAAAGUAUGCGCGCGGACACUAGGCGAAGACUGCGGCGGAUUCAGUGGGACUUGUGAGCCAGGGCUCAAAUGUGUCGAUGGUUCGUGCACGCGAAUCACGUGA
This is a messenger RNA of Arctia plantaginis, 261 nucleotides long. The record is from the annotation of a GenBank genome assembly. Lineage: Eukaryota; Metazoa; Arthropoda; Insecta; Lepidoptera; Erebidae.